Molecule: messenger RNA, 2652 nt
Organism: Varroa destructor (honeybee mite)
Lineage: Eukaryota; Metazoa; Arthropoda; Arachnida; Mesostigmata; Varroidae
Product: gamma-aminobutyric acid receptor-associated protein-like 2
Source: RefSeq, a predicted model, not a curated record
GUUACGUCCAUCAUCGACCACUAAGUUACCGGCUUACCAUACGUUUCCAUAUAAGUUCUCAUGGCGAAAAGGAAAAAAAGUGUUGCGGAUGGGUUUCCGGACAUCACACAGGAGAACCUGGGCGAGCUUGCUUUACUGUGCUUAAGACGUUGCGACCACUACUAUGGUGCAAAACAACCAGAAGAUGACCUGAAGGUAACUGAUGCAGAGCUUGAAGAAUAUGUACGGACUCUAUUUAAAGAUGAAUGGGCCAACGUGAACCUUAAGAAGGAUCUUUCCAGUUACGAUACUCCACAACUUAUCAACAUCACAUUUCUGGGAGCAGUUGGACUUCACUCAUCUGACGUAAACUUAUUGGCUGAUCCAUACAUCCGUAUUGCGUACCAUGGCACCGUGUACUUCAGCAGUGUCAAGAUGAAAACGCUUAAUCCGUGCUGGAAUGAAUCAAUUCUAAUUGGCCCGGUAAAGCCAGACGAUCGUAUCGAGAUCGAAAUCUGGGAUUGGGAUCCAAGAACAUUUUUAGGAAACAUCGCAAAAGUGAAAGACAUACGUUCGUUUCGUGGGUUUGGGAUCUACUUGAGAGAGUUAUUUAAAUGCAGCGCCGGCGACGAUUAUCUGGGCGGGGUCCGAUUCAGUUUUCGUGAAGCCAGAUCUCGUCCUCAUUUAUUUCGCAGAGAUGUAAUGCACUCGUUAGAGACUAACGGCCGCGCCCUUCAACGCCGCCUGGCAACAGGCCUUUCCAAUCCGUUGAAGACGAUCUGUUGCUUGCAAGCGGUUCACAAGGCCAUCGUCAAAUACUCAAUGAAUAUCAACGGCGUUGUAAUCUAUGACCUCGCGCUUGAUCUAACUGACGAGGAGCUGUCUCAUUUUGAAACGGUAGAGCUACGCCAAAUAUGUGCUGCAUAUAACCCAUUGAUUGGUCGAAUGUUAACUUUCAAAGCGUUUAUACCACAGACCUUGACGAGUCGAAUUCAUCUUAUGGGAGUUCUAUCAUUUUGUUCGACGCUACGAAAAUUUAAAUAUCAUGGCGCGCUUGAGUUGGCGGAGAGGAGACUAAAUUCGUUCAUCAUACGCCUGGGACAGCAGAAAUCUAACCAGCUGGCUAAAUUUAAAGGGAAUAUUCAUCCAUUAUUGAUAAUAUUGGGAAACCUGAAGGUUACCACUAAUAUCCUACGAAACCUGAACGAUCUUGUUCAUAUGGCGUGGAGCAGACAUCUUUCAGAAGUGGCGCGCGAGUCUCUCGAAAAGUUUGCUGUGAGCUAUGGGGAUUCGAUCAGUGCAUUGACCGUCCCUGAGGAUGCGCUCAAAACCUAUCAGGUGCUUAAGGUGUUUUGUGACGAUUUCAAGAUUCCAAUUCGCAUUCUAAACCGUUGCUUUUCUGAGAAUACUGUUGAGGUUUGGAUGCAGAAUCUAGAAACCGAAGCCCCGUAUUGGUCACGCUACGUGGCCCGACAAGAUUUGAUCCUCGCUCGAACGAUAACAAGUGUCUCCGGCCAAUUACUGAGUAGAUCGUGUGAGGAGUUUCUUUCGAGACUACACCAUAACCUCGCUGGCAUUUACGAAAUGACGUCGAAAUCACUGCAACUCUCAGAAAUCUACGCUAGAACUUUGUGCACAUGCGGCCUACACUAUGUUACCCAGCUGGCCACCGCCACCGAGGACCAAAAGUUACUCGCACCUACGGGUUACUCAAGCGGUUUUAACCGAACGGUUUGCGUUGUCCUGAAUAAUAUGGCUAGUACGUAUGCGCUAAUCGUGGCAGACCUCGAAGAGAUGGUCGAGUCUCGCGAAGCUUCCGAACGAAAGCAGUGGAAACAUUUGUCAAGCGCGGGCGACGACGUCUUUCAUCGCUGGAGCCCCCGGCAAACAUUAACUGACAUCCGAAAGAUCUUCGAGACGACAGCCGAAGAAUUUGCCGAACGUCUCGCAGAUGAUAUUUCCGAUGUGAUUGUGACGGUUUGUGAAAGUGGGACGGUCGAAGAAGUUCGUCAUCGGGCGGCGAAGAUGGACAAGUUAUUGGGGGUGCUGUUUAACUCUCUCAAAACUAGCACUUACCCAAGUUUAUUUCGAAUUCUACUUGAUCGAAUGUAUGCGAUUUCGCUCGACAACCUGGCUGAAAUUGUAACUAACAUUCGAAUGGAUACCCGUGCCGAGCGGGUCGUAUUCGCUACCGCUGUCCGCCAUUGCUGCGAAGUUCUUGAAGCAUUUUUUCUCGACGAAAAGUAUGCUUUACCCUGCUAUAAAGUCAAAACACCGAGACACUCAUGGAUUCGGGAUGCAAUCGUUAAGCUAACCGAGAAGGACUCUACCGAAUCUUCAUUAAGCAUUUUACCCACUAAACUGUCAUAGUUUACUCUGUAGUUAAGUGCUCUGUAGUUCAUUGCCUAUGUCGCUUAUCAUUAUCGCAGUAAUUAACUAACGAUCAACAAUUAUACCAAGACAACGACAAUAGCAGGGAUUACAUAACAAGAACAAUUAACUUUAUGUCAAUAAUUAUUUUUGUUUUACUCAGUUAUGACUUUGGAUAGAUGACGAGUCAUGGUGGCACUGACAGUCACGUAAUAAGGUCAAGACUUCGACGUAACGGUUGAACGCAAUAGUAACAUUAUUAAGGUAACAGAAGAACAGUAAACGAUUGAAUGUUUCAUAAGG